Messenger RNA from Trifolium pratense (red clover), 2744 nucleotides. RefSeq names its product cucumisin-like. NCBI's taxonomy places the organism in Eukaryota, Viridiplantae, Streptophyta, Magnoliopsida, Fabales, Fabaceae. The record is from RefSeq and is a predicted model, not a curated record. Gene Ontology annotation, biological process: proteolysis. The coding region runs from base 303 to 2501 and encodes 732 amino acids. The transcript is spliced from 10 exons. Gene Ontology annotation, molecular function: serine-type endopeptidase activity.
AUAAAACUACUGACCAUAGAUGCUCCCAUUAUUAAGUUCACUUUUUAUUUGAAAGAUAACUCAUAUAAUUUUUUAUAGCUUUUCAUUAUAUUAAAAACCGGGAGGAAAAAAAAAACUAUACAAAUUCCAAUUUAUUUCAAAAGUAUUUGUUUUUUUUUCUAAAAAUUUCUACUUACAUGGGUCCGGAGUUUACAUUUUCUUUCUACCAUAAAUACUACUAGUUAGGGGAACCAGAGUCACACAUCUUAGUCUAAGCUAGAAAAGCUUUUAGAUUUUUCUCAUUUUGAUAUUCAGUGGCAAAUAUGUUCUCCUUAAGCCCAUUCCUUCUUUUUCUUCUCACCUGCACUCUCAUUCAUCAAGCAUAUUGUUCCUCAAAUAAAGUUCGCAAGACUUACAUUGUCUACAUGGGUUCUCAUCCAAAGGGCAUUGACCUUGCCACUUUACCUUCUAUUCACUCCACAAUGGCUCAAAAUGUCCUUGGCAGUGAUUUUGAACCAGGAGCAGUACUUCACAGCUAUAAGAAGAGCUUUAAUGGAUUCGUCGUGAAGUUGACACAAGAUGAGGCAGAAGCAUUGGCCGAAAUGGACGAUGUGAUGUCUGUUUUUCCAAACAGAAAACAUCAUCUCCAGACAACAAAAUCGUGGGACUUCAUAGGCCUACCACAACAAGUCAAUAGGAUGAGUCUAGAGAGUGACAUAAUUGUUGGGGUAAUAGACACAGGAAUUUGGUCCAAGUCUAAGAGCUUCACUGAUGAAGGAUUUGGUCCUCCCCCAAAAAAAUGGAAGGGAUCAUGCCACAACUUCACUUGCAACAAUAAGAUAAUUGGCGCGCGAUACUUUAAUAUUGAAGGAUCCUAUUCUAAAAAAGACAUCAAAGGUCCAACAGAUGUAGACGGGCACGGGUCACAUUGUGCAUCCACAGUUGCCGGAAAUGUGGUUAGUUCUGUAAGCCUACAAGGGUAUGCUUCAGGGACAGCACGCGGAGGAGUUCCUUCAGCACGCAUUGCUGUGUACAAAGCAUGUUGGGAAACACAUUGUACAGAUGCAGAUAUUCUCGCAGCUUUUGAUGAAGCAAUUGUUGAUGGGGUUGAUGUUAUUUCUGUUUCACUUGGAACAAAUGAAGUAGUAUACUAUGAAUAUUUUGUAGGUGCUAUCAACAUUGGAAGUUUCCAUGCAAUGAAAAGAGGUGUAUUUACAUCGAAUGGUGCUAAUAAUUUAGGCCCAAAUAUUUCCAGUAUGACAAACUAUGCACCCUGGUUACUUUCGGUUGCUGCUAGCACUUUUGGUAGAAAGUUUGUUACAAAGGUACAAUUGGGAAAUGGCGCGGUUUAUGAGGGAUCCUCAAUUAACACAUUUGAUCUCAGAAAAAAAAUGUUUCCAAUAAUUUUCGCAAGAGAUAUACCUAACGCAACCGGUGGAUUUAACAGCUCUCUAUCUAGGUUCUGUGUCAAGGACUCUGUAGAUAAAGAUGCAGUGAAGGGGAAAAUAGUUUUAUGUGAGGGCAUUAUACAAGUGGGGGUUUUCUCUGGGGCGGCUGGUGUAAUAUUUGGAGAUGCUACAACAAAAGAUUCGCCACAUAAUUUUGCAUUGCCAGCAACGUUCCUUAGUUUAAGGGACCUAAGGGAAAUAGAAUAUUAUUACUUGAAAUCAAAAAGAAAUGCAACUGCCACAAUAUUUAAGAGUGAAGAAGUGGAAGAUUUAUUGUCCCCUUAUAUAGCUUCCUUUUCAUCAAGAGGUCCAAACCCAGUUACACCAAAUACUCUCAAGCCUGAUAUCGCUGCUCCGGGAAAUAAUGUUAUAGCUGCAUGGACUCAACUAAACCCGAUUUCUGAAAUUGAAGAUGAUAAAAGAAUAUUACCAUAUAAUAUUAUCUCCGGAACAUCAAUGGCUUGCCCUCAUGCCGCUGCAGCAGCUGCGUACGUUAAAUCAUUUCACCCCAAUUGGUCUCCUGCUAGGAUCAAGUCUGCGUUAAUGACCACCGCUACUCCAAUGAGCUCUUCUCUAAAUCCUGAAGCUGAAUUUGCAUAUGGCGCGGGGCUAAUUAAUCCUGUUAAAGCAGCAAAUCCAGGUUUAGUAUAUGAUAUCAGUGAAGCAGAUUAUGCUGAGUUCUUGUGCGGAGAAGGGUAUACAUCUAAAGAAUUACGAAUUCUCACUCAAGAUAAAACUACUUGCAAAGGAAAAGAUAAUGAGAAAGCCGUAUACAACUUGAAUCUCCCAUCAUUUGCAGUUUAUGUAAACGACACAUUUUCCGGUUAUGUUUAUCAUAGAACCGUUACAAAUGUGGGAUCGGCAAACUCUACUUAUAAAGCAAGAGUAAUAUCUUCAUUUUUGCUGGGAAUUGAAGUGAUACCUGAUGUUUUGUCCUUCACAUCUAUAGGGCAGAAAAAAUCAUUCUCUCUCACAAUUGAAGGGCAAAUCAAUGUGGAAAUGAUAUCUGCUUCUUUGAUUUGGGAUGAUGGGAAUUAUCAAGUUAGAAGCCCAAUUGUGGUGUAUGGGAGCUAGGAAGGAGUUAUUUGAACUUGGUGUGAUUUCUCACUUAGAAUAAUAAUGAUGGUUAUUAGUAAAUAAAGUUAUCACACCAUGUACUAUACAAAUUAGAAUCAUGUGUAAGUUGCUUGUAUUUACUAUUUUGGCUUCUUGAAUAAAUAAAAAUAAAAUAAACUGAUCAAAGUUAUGCUCUAUUGGUGGCUCUGCAAGUGCCCAGAAUCGCAAUCAAGUAAUAAAGUAAUAAGUUAUCAUUCUCCA